AUGAGCACCGCCGACCCAGCUUGUUAUCCUGCCAACCACCAUUCAUCCCCCAAAGCCGAACAUUCCCCUCAUAUGGCCCCAGAGCAGCUGCCCAAGCCUACCGAGACCAACAAUGGCCAUGAGCCCCGCCUCAUCAUUGUCUCCAACCGUCUUCCGGUGACCAUUUCCAAGGAUGCCGACGGCGAGUAUUCUUUCAAGGUGAGCUUCUCAAACUCAAUCCUGUGGCCCUUGUUCCACUACCACCCCGGAGAAAUGAACUUUGACGCGUCAUACUGGCUCGCAUAUCGUGAGGCCAACAUCCGCUUCGCAGACGUCGUCGCCUCCUUCGUCCGCACUGGCGAUGUCGUAUGGGUUCAGGACUACCACCUCAUGCUCCUGCCCAUGCUUCUCCGCAGCAUGAUCACAGGCGAGUCAAACCAGGGCGAGAUGACGCGCCGUGAGAUGGGACGUGUCAAGGAGGGGGUGGACGAGGCCGUCGUCAAUGACAUCAACAUAAAGAUGCCGCCGCCAAACCGCGGCAACGGCGGCGGUGCCGAUGAGGGAGUGGAGAUGCUCGAGGACGUCGAGGAGGAGUCGAACCCCAAAAGCCCGACCCAUCGUCAGAGCAGCAGCACACCUGGCAUGACUCCCUUCCAGAAGUCGGAGAUCCAGGCGCGUCGCCGGGGCAAGGGGGGAGUGCGCAUCGGCUUCUUCCUCCACACACCGUUCCCCUCGAGUGAGAUCUACAGGAUUCUUCCCGUCAGACGUGAGAUCCUUCUUGGUGUGCUCCAGUGCGACUUGAUCGGCUUCCAUACAUACGACUACGCCCGUCACUUCCUGAGCGCUUGCACGCGUAUCUUGGGCCUCGAGACGCAGCCCAACGGCAUCGAGUUCGAAGGUCGCUGGGUCCAAGUCGGCACGUUCCCCAUCGGUAUUGAUCCCUGGCAAUUCGUCGAGGGCGUCAAGCUUCCUGUGGUCCAGGAACGCUUGGAUCGACUCGAGAAGCGCUUUGAGGACUGCAAGGUCAUCAUCGGCGUCGACCGUCUUGACUACAUCAAGGGCAUCCCGCAGAAGCUGCAUGCCUUUGAGGUUUUCCUCACCCAGCAUCCUGAGUGGAUCGAGAAGGUCAUCCUCAUCCAGCUUGCUAUCCCGUCUCGGCAGGAUGUCGAGGAGUACAUGAACCUGCGCUCAUGCGUUAACGAGCUGGUCGGCCGCAUCAACGGCCAGUUCAGUACCCCGACCUGGACACCCAUCGUCUUUAUGCACCGCUCGGUGCCCUUUGAGGAGCUCACCGCCAUGUACGCGCUGGCUGAUGUCUGCCUCGUGACGUCAACUCGCGAUGGCAUGAACCUGUGACGUCGCCUACGAGUACAUCUCGUCUCAGGCUGAGAAGCACGGCUCUAUGAUUUUGUCCGAGUUUGCUGGAGCCUCGCAGAGUCUGGCUGGCUCGCUCAUUAUCAACCCUUGGGACGUUGACUCGACGGCCAGUGCCAUCCACCAAGCCCUCACGUUGGCUCCAGAGAUCCGUGCCCAGAACUGGACAAAGCUGUUUGCAUACGUGUCCAACUUUACCGCGCAGUCCUGGGGCCUCUCCUUCCUCAACGAGCUCAACCGCUCGACAGGGCGUCGUCCUACUGGGCCUCUGCUGGGCGGCCGCCGAAAGUCGAGUAGCAACCUCAGCCGUGCUAGCUCACGUGCAAGCAUCAAGCGGC
This is a messenger RNA of Cutaneotrichosporon oleaginosum, 1691 nucleotides long. RefSeq lists its product as uncharacterized. Lineage: Eukaryota; Fungi; Basidiomycota; Tremellomycetes; Trichosporonales; Trichosporonaceae. Gene Ontology annotation, molecular function: trehalose-phosphatase activity. Gene Ontology annotation, cellular component: cytosol; alpha,alpha-trehalose-phosphate synthase complex (UDP-forming). The record is from RefSeq and is a predicted model, not a curated record. Gene Ontology annotation, biological process: cellular response to heat; trehalose biosynthetic process.